Molecule: messenger RNA, 1179 nt
Organism: Penicillium roqueforti
Lineage: Eukaryota; Fungi; Ascomycota; Eurotiomycetes; Eurotiales; Aspergillaceae
Product: heme-dependent oxidative N-demethylase family protein
Exons: 3
Coding region: 1-1179 (392 amino acids)
Source: RefSeq, a predicted model, not a curated record
AUGGCACGCAUUCUAUACAAAGCCAUUGAUACACCAUGGCCUCCAUUCUCCAUAUAUCUGUUCUUUGCUCUUAUCGUGGGCACAUGUGCUGCUGUGUGGAGGGUUCGACAAUCCCGUAAGGCUAAUGCAUACGGGAGGACGAAGACAACUUUCUCGGACAAUAAGACAUCCCCCAUCAUACCUCUUGAAGGAUUCAACUGGGAGGAGACCGAGCCGUUACAAUUCCGGCCGUUUAAAGGGAAAGACAAAUACAACUUGACCAUGGCACUUGAAAGCCUUGAUCCGUCCGAGCUCAUCCCAAUGGACAAAACAUACAAGGACCGACUAGCUCUCCGCGAGUCCGUAAUCGACCAGCACCACGACAUCGUGGUGGGAAUCAACAACGACCAAACCCCAGAGGAGGAUCCUCGCAUCCGUCCCGCCAUUAGCGAACUAUACAAUUAUGUUCUGGGAACAUACCUACCAACCCGAUAUCCGAGCAUGUUCCGUCUAACCGUUGGAAGCUCGCUCUUCCACAACCUGGUAACAGGCGCAACGUGGCCGACAACGCUGUCGCCAACGACGCCAACAAUCCAAGCCCUGGAAAUCCUGACCCAGACGGUAGACGAGGAUUUCCUGAUCCUGCUCCCUGAGUUAUUCCCCGAAAAUGAGGAACAGCCGAAAUCCGUACUACAGGCAUAUGCGAUCUGUUUCCCGGCUGGCUUCAACAUGAGCGAGAAACUCGGGCAGCGUUUAGCCGAUAUUCAUGUGCCGGUCCCGGGGUAUCAGGAAAAGAUUGGACGCAGCAUGGAUCGGUUCUUUGCGCGCAUUGAGGUUGGGAGGUUUGUGAAACGGGCUAAUUGGAGUAUUACUAUUGACACGGGUCUCUUUGCUGCUUUUGGUGGGACACAUGCUGAGCCGGGGAAAAAAGAGGAGGCUAUUGAGCCCGGGAAAUUGAAUGUUGAUCAGACUUGUCUCCGAUGUGAGCGUCAGACGUUGCAUCGGCUGCCGGUGUCCAAGGCUCUCGUCUUUACCGUCCACACUUAUCUUUAUCCAAUUAAGCAGAUUAAGGAUGAGGGUUCUGGUGAGGACCUUGCGAACGCGGUCGAUGGCUUGAAGAGGGGUAAUGUGCCAGGAAUGCAUAUUUAUAAGAAGGGAGAUGUGUGGGGAGAAGCAUUGAAAGACUUCCUAAGGACUUAG